AUGGCUGAAUUUCGCAAGUGUUUUGAAAAUUUAGACACUGAGAAAAGAGGAGUGAUUACAAUUGAUGAUUUAAAAACUUAUAUGCGUAAAAUGCAUUAUAAAGAAACUUUCCUUCAUAAAUGGAUUGAACUAUUUGAUCCAGAUCAUAAUGGAUUUAUCACAUAUGAACAAUAUUGUAAAACACUUGGUCUCAUCCCAAGGAAACGAACAAUCAGUAAAAAUUUCACUGAUUCAUCAGCAUCUAUCUCACCGAAACAUGAAGAUUCAAGUGGAAUACUAAUUCACUCUAGUGAUUUGAAAACAAGCAUCAGUAGAUUGGAUCCUUCAGAAGAGCAUCGGACCUCUAAGGAACAAUCAAGUUCUCAUCCAGAUGUAGUUAGCCAGGAACAAGAUUCAUAUAUUUAUACACAAGAAAAUGUUGAAGUUAUUAUCCCUGUAGGACAGAAAUUUUCUAGCCCUUCAAUUUUAGAGAUCACAUCUGAACAAAAUGAUCCAGUUGAGGAUAUUGAAUCAAAUAAUUUAAUUCCCAAGAGUACUACAACUGAAGAGAUGCUGAUCAAUGAAGUGGAGACAAAUUUAGUUUGCCAUGAAAAGAUGACUGGACGAAAACGUAAAUAUGCUGAUGAGAAAUCAGAAUUACUUAUCGGAAAUAACAUUCAUUCCAGCAUAAAUGAUCAAUUACUUGAAAGCGAUUUUAUUCCCAAUGAAGUUACCAAUCAGAUGAUGUCAACUGAAGUAAUCAUUAUGGAUCAAAAUGAGUGUAAUCCCUUAGAACACUUGAAAUCAACUAGUGAAGUUUACUCAUUGCCAGAAAAUUUAAGUCAGCAGAAAUCUCAACAAAUAGAACAACAUAUAUUAUCAAAUGAACAAGUUUUACUAAGUGUUCCACAGAAGAAAUCUGCUAAAAAGUCGAAAAAAAAGCGUAAACAGACAUUAGAAUUAUCUCAACAAGUUGAAGAAAUGAUUGUUGAUGAUCACUUGAAGUCACACGAAAACUCACAUACAAGUAUUACAUGUGAAUUGAUAAAGAAUACUGAUUUACAUGACACAGUUGUCUUGAGUCUGAGAUAUCAAAAGGAGGUCAUCGAGAAGAGUGUUAAUGUAUACGAUAGCCAUUUUCAGUCAGACAAACCAGUCAUAACGAAAGUCACCAAAACUUCCAGCAAAAAACACACAGUACCAUUAAACUCUGAUGUUCAGAUAACAAUAGAAGAAGACAACAAAGACUUGAUUCCUUCAAAUGAUGUACCUGUAUCUAAGCCAGGUAUGAGUAUUUCUAUAGAUAGCGGGAAUAGUGAACCGAGUGACUUGAUAUCAUCAUCAUCAUCAUCGUCGUCGUCAGCAGCAGCAGCACCGGCAGGAACACAUUACAAAGCAGACACACCAUCAUGCAAUUCAGGCAGUAGUUCACAGGUAUUUGAAGUUGGCAGUGAAAAUUCAUCACCUACACCAUCCGCUGGUGUUCUGAUUGAAUCAAGUAAAUUAUCCAAUUGGUCUUCUUCUUCUGAGAAAAUAUCUCAGAGAAAUAACAAAACUCAAGAUGAGGAAUUGCAUGAUGAUUCGAUUUCUGAACAGAUGAAAGAUGAUGGACUAAGCAAAAAGGCAGAUAAGAAGAAACAAAACACACAUUUGGAUAAGAUUCCUGAUGAUCCUAUACUUUCUCAGUCUACAGAUCUCAUUGGUCAGGCUUUAAUUCAGUCGAACAUCAGUUCGACGAUAAUACAUGAUUCUGACAUUCUUCCUGAUGAAGUUCAACAAGCAUCAGAACUUCUCAUUGACCCACAGAAGAUUAAAUCAAUGCAUAAAACACCUCAAGAACUCACUGAUGAAAGCAUAUUAACAAUUGUUUCAUCAAAAUUACCUGACACUGAAGUAUCCUCUACACAAUUAUCGAGUCAAGCUUCGAAGAAUGAAUCUAAGAAAUCCAAAAAAAAGCAUGAAAAAAUAAGUCAUGAAGUUGGUAAACCUUUGGAAGUUACAACCGGAAAUUUUAACCAUAUCAUGUUAACUUCAACAAAUACUACACCAUCUGAUGAACAAGCUAAACUGAUGGAAUUAGAUAUAUCAAGUUGUCAGGUUGCAUCAGAACUCUCAGAUAUUAAUCGGUCCCAUCUUACUACCGUUGAUAUCUCAUUGAAUGGAACAACAAUUACUAUACCAAAGAAGUCACCAUGUAAACAAUCUAAAAUGAAAUCAAUGUCUACUUCUUUAAAUGAUGAAAAGUUAACAAAUGAAAUUCAUAUAAAUUUACCUAAUUCUUCAUUUAUUACUGAGAAAGUUCAAUUAAGUAGUAUAAUUCCACUUAGUAAUUAUAAUUCUGACAAAAGUACUAGAAAUGAAACACAAUUCAUUCAAUCAUCAUUACAGGUAUUAAAUGAUGAAAGACAAGAACAAUCAAGGCAUAUAAUCGAUAAUUUAUUGUUCAAUAAUACAGAAUUGAACAAUAUACCAUCUAAUAAUAACAAUAGACCAAUAGUGAAUUCAAAGAAGAAACAGAAAGAAACAACGAAGCCAAUUAAAGACAGAAUAGAUGAUUUUAAGAAGGAUAAAGUUGUCAAAGAACACUUAUCACCUGAUGUCAGUCUAAGAACAUUAAUCAAUAAAACUGAAAGUUCAUUACUAUUAGCAUCAUCCUCUAAUAAAUCGAUAAAUCAAGCAUCUCAAAACUUCAAUAAACAAGAAAGUAACAAAAAGAAUAAAAAGAAUAAAUUAUCAUUAUGUAAUGAUGACGACAACUUUAUAUCAUUAGAAUCUAGUGUUUUGAACAUAAUGAAAACUCAUCAGUCUUCUAUCAAUCCUCAACAAGAGAAUAAAAUAUCCAAUAAAAUUAUUUAUCCUCAAAUGAAUCAAAAAUGUUCUACAAGUAAAAAAAAAUUAUCAUUACCUAAAUUAAAAAAAAUUAAAAAUAAGAAUAAAUUGAAUAGUAUUGACCAAACUCAUCAAUAUGUAAUGAAUGAAUCAAUAAUGGAACAAUCAAAGAUAAUUAAUACUGAUAUGAAAGAAUCUCAAGAGAAUCUUAGAAAACGUCGUUUCCCGAAAUCUUUUAUGACACAAGUAGAUCCAAAGUACAAUCGUUCUGUUCGUAUAGCUGCUAAAAGACGAAAAAGAAAGCGAACUGUUAAACGAAGAUAUAAUCGAAUGCUGAAACGAUGGCGUAUACGAUCAAGUUUAAGUGAUAGUGGGGUUAUUGUUAUUCUAUUAGCUGGACGACAUCGUGGUAAACGUGUGGUAUGCUUAGGUAGACAAAAAUCAUCUGGUUUAUUACUUGUUACUGGGCCAUAUUGUUACAAUGGUUGUCCGUUACGUCGUGUUCAUCCAGAUUAUGUGAUUGCAACCAAAACAAAAAUUGAUUUGAGUGAAUUAUCCCUUCCUAAACGAAUUCAUGGAAAAGAUUACUUUCGUAGAUCUACAUCAAUAAAAUCACAUAAAUUUGAUAGGGAAAAACACUUUAAAGAUAUACUUGAACAAGGGGAUAAAAAUCAUACACCUAUCUAUACACCAAGUAAUGAAAAGAAAUCAGAUCAAAUUUAUAUAGAUGAUGAGGUUAAGAAAGCAAUUAAAUUGCAUACAGAUUCUAAAAUAUUAAUUGCUUACUUGAAAUCUUUAUUCUCUAUUGGAAAGUAUGAUAGACCGCAUGAAAUGUUUUUCUAG
Heterobilharzia americana is the source of this 3651-nucleotide messenger RNA. The record is from the annotation of a GenBank genome assembly. NCBI's taxonomy places the organism in Eukaryota, Metazoa, Platyhelminthes, Trematoda, Strigeidida, Schistosomatidae.